CAACACUGUUGGGGAUUAGUCUACAACUGUAGACCCACAUCUGCAGUGUGUUGUAUCACAGCUGAUUUAAGGAGUCUGCAUAGCAGACUAGGUCUACUUUCAGGCAACAGCCCACUUCACGAGCCAUUCAGUUGGGGAUGCCCUCUAAAAAGCAAUGAGAUUGAACUUUGAUCGCAUGCAUGUGUAGUAUUUACUAUAUAUCCAGACUUGACACCCACGACAUACAUGUUCAUGUACUAUCAAUACAGCUAUACAUGUACUGCAGGUGAGUAAAGAUUUCCCGCAAGUUGAUAAUUACCUGCUGUAAGAAUACUUCUGAUAGAGCAAGAACAAAAUGGAGCACAACAAUGUAACUUGGCAAGUAAUUGCUUGUCUUUUGCUUUUGAUUAUCCUGAAUAUACCUGGAAAUGUCUCUCACUUCAUCAGUGAAGAAAUCGAGCUAUCAACAAAUUGCCAAGGGGAUGACAGCAAUUGUAUAGUAGAACACAGAAUGGAGACAUCAAGAAAUAAUGACGGAGGACUUGAUGUAUAUGUGGAUGAAACGAUGAGACUCCCAAUCUCUGCACUAACUGAAAUUCUUCAGGACAUAUCUAAAGUUUGUAUUGUAAACAUAGAUACAGACAUUUCUAGAGGACUACAAAUUGUGGAACGUCCAGGGGCCUUAUAUCAAGGCCGUCUGCAAAUAAAGUGGGAUAUCAUUCCAACAAGCCAUGGCUGGGGUAUACUAGUACUUCAUCUAAUGUUGCGAAAUCUUGAGUAUGGCGAUCAUCGACACCUCCACUUGGAAGCAAGAACAGAUCGCACACUUUACAGGACACCCGUAAAACGAUGGUUUCCUGAUCUAAAAAAAUUGCAAGCACAAGAGGUGUUUCGCAGCACUUCUACCUCUGAGACGACAAAACUUUGGACAACUGCUCCUAAUGUUGAUACAACGGUAGAAAACAUGACUGCAUACAUGAGUGAUGAUUUGGUCCAGCACCAGGAGAUUCAGACUGGCAUAUCCACUGUAAAGGACAUGAUCUGGAACAUGACAGUAAAAUUGCUGAUCGUUCUAGCUGUAUUCAUUGUCAUUAAUGUAUUGGCCUGGACUAUCAAUAUCAUCUACAAAUUGCAUAAAAGUGAUAAAGACAGAAAACAUGUAUAUGACAUAGUAUGGAGAGGUGAAGACUUACAUGUGUAUCCACGGAAACCAAAUGAAUUCAAACAAGAAGAUACUCAACUCAAUCAAGAGAUGCAACACCUGAAAACCAAAAAGGAACAGGAUUUGUUCAUACCUUCAAAUUACACAAUGGAAGCAUUUCCUGGAGAGUCAGAUAACUUAAACUUUGUCUUCAGAUCUAAUCCAAGUUAACUGCUUACAUGUAAGCUGGUGGGCUAAAAUUAAAAGGACAAGUUUUGUAAAA
This is a messenger RNA of Lytechinus variegatus (green sea urchin), 1403 nucleotides long. RefSeq lists its product as uncharacterized. Bases 335 to 1351 code for a protein of 338 amino acids. The record is from RefSeq and is a predicted model, not a curated record. Lineage: Eukaryota; Metazoa; Echinodermata; Echinoidea; Temnopleuroida; Toxopneustidae. The transcript has 2 exons.